Messenger RNA from Ogataea polymorpha, 3295 nucleotides. RefSeq lists its product as uncharacterized. The record is from RefSeq and is a predicted model, not a curated record. Bases 1 to 2364 code for a protein of 787 amino acids. The transcript has a single exon. Lineage: Eukaryota; Fungi; Ascomycota; Pichiomycetes; Pichiales; Pichiaceae. Gene Ontology annotation, biological process: DNA-templated transcription; regulation of DNA-templated transcription. Gene Ontology annotation, molecular function: zinc ion binding; DNA-binding transcription factor activity, RNA polymerase II-specific; DNA binding.
AUGGAGGGUGAGAGGCCGGCCAAGAAGAGACGGCGAACUCCAUACUCGUGUUUGAGUUGUCGUCGAAGGAAAAUCAAGUGCAACAGGGUUCGGCCGAUAUGUAAUCGGUGCACCAUUUCCAAUCUGAAAUGCGAGUACGAUGGCCCUGAGGUUUGGGCACCUUCAGGGGUUUCUGAAACUCCUGCAGCGCCAUCUAAUGGUGUUCCUGUUAGUGUUUUAAAUUUCAAAUCCGAUGUUACGGAAACUCCUGUGAUCGAUCAAUUGCCUCGAGCCCCACAAACUGGCAUUUCGGAGCAAGCCUCGUUGAUCUAUGAGAUCGGCGAUUUGCGAAUGAAACUUGCGUCCAUGGAGGCCAGGCUAUUUACAAUAAUGCCUGAGUCGCAAGAGACGGUGAGCUUUAUUCAGGCUGAACCAAACCCUAAUACGGCCCUGCACAUGGCUAAGAAAAAUCGUUUUAUAUGCGGAGGCUCUUUUCAGCGGAAUAAAAUUUGGCGGGGUGACCCGUUUGCCUGCCAGCUAUUCGACGAUAUGCGUCGCUACAAGGAAGUCAUCAAGGCCGAGAUGCUGGCGAUGUCCAAAACUGAGAGUCCGAACGAUUUACAGCGGCAGGUGAGGAUGCGCAAGAAGGGCCAGAAACGGUUUAUUCUGGAGGAAGGCGAGCAGUUAUCACUCAAAUCGCAGAUGGAGGCUGCAUUGCCGGCCAAGGAAACAAUUCUACGACAUGUGAAUUAUUACCUGCGGACGAUCCACCCGUUGUUCCCCGUGCUCUUGGAAGAAGAGUUUGUGGCCAGCGUCAAUCGCAUUGUGCAAGAAGAAAAAGGGCGCUGUACGUUGUGUUUUGGCCAAAAAUCCGACUAUCUUGUUACGGCAGCGUUACUUUUGGUGAUGCGCUUUUCCUACCAGUCCUUAUUUCUGAAACACCAGGUCGGUGCUCCAUUGAACGGGGAUGAGCUGGUUCUCAUCCAGCAGCCUAUAAAUGCAGAUGUCAUAAAUAUGGUCAACUAUGCGCUAUUUGAGUCCAAUUUUUUGCGCAAAACCAGCAUUGAGUCAUUGCAGGCGCUCAUGCUACUUCGAUUCUACCAGAUCACAUGCCAGGAGGACGGGGACGGUGGUGACGGCACGGACGGCUACAAUAUAAAUGGUCUUAUUUGUCAGAUUGCUUUGGGAAUGGGCAUCAACAGACCUCUCAGAUGUCCUGUGUGGGAUAAGAAGACCUCUAAACUUUAUCACCCACAGAACCAACGGUUGCAACUACUCUGGCAAAGACUUUGGUGGACAUUACUGGAAAUGGACAUGGAGCAUUCAAUUUUGUACGGCAAGAUGCCGAUUUUACUACUCGAAAACAGCGAUCAUGGACCUGCCACAGUAAGUGACUCGGAUAUCAUCAGCGAUCGCAUAAGCAAAAUGAAGAUCAUAUUUCCAUUUCUGCAAAAAUUGCUUGUACAGAUCCAUCAGGUACGCGAAAAGCCACGUGUGGUGGACCUCAUGUCAGCGGUCAGUUUUUUGGACUCGCAACGAGGGCUUUUUCAAUAUAACGGCUAUUUUCAGGAUCCUUACAUGCCACUUCUCUCAACUGUUUCAAACAUGAAGAGCGAGAUCCAUCUGAACAUGCUUGUUUUCAUGAUUAAUUGCUAUCUGAUGCUUCAUUUUGAACGCAACAGAAAAAUCGGCAAUUAUGCUGUCACUUUACAGGCUACUGUUACAGGCUUUUUGCGGAACCUGGCUCUCACAUUUAGAUCAUUCAACCGACUGAAAACCGAUUUUGCCUCUCACAUAAUGUACGUUAUUCACCCGAUGGCUACGUGCGUCUACAAAAGUAUACAAUUUCUGGUUUACCUGGGAGUCCGGUUACUCUCAAUGCAAACGAAAAACGACGAAACACAACCGCUUGUCACAGAGCUGUUGCAGAAAGUGGUUGCAAUCAUGCGCAACUGUGUGAAGCUGCUGGCAAUUAUGGGGGAUCAGGAUUAUCUUUGUUACCGGCUGUAUGAAACGUAUAGCUAUUUGAUGCUGAUCCUGGAGAAUAAAGGAGAGCCAGUGUUUAAUCUCAAAAACCCGGCUCUGGAAUCUGCUCCAAACCUGCUAGCCUCUAUUACCAUGCAACGACUCAACGAUCUCAACAACCAGCUCUCAGAAUUCACGAAAUCGCCGCAUUUCGUAGCUGUCACAGAAUAUGCGCUGUUCUGGCCCGCUAACGAGACGGAGGACUCUCUCUUCCAAAAAUUUCAAAGAUCGGUCGACGCGACUAUGCCGUCCUCCGAGCUGGAUAUCUGGAACGACUGGAUUGUGAAAACGAAUAUCUUCGAGGACUACGAGGGACUAUUCGACGACUUGCAGCUGCCUGUCGACCUUAAUUACAUGUAAGCUAGACUAUUUAUGUUCUAGGUAACCGCACGCCCUCCUGUUCUUGCGUGUAGCUGCCACUCAUCACGCUGUCCUCUAUAAGCUGUUGUCGACGAAGUUCCUCCUCGCGACGCACCACGUUCUCAAACUCAAGCACAGCACGCUCGGUACGGAAGGAUGCCGCUGCAGCAAUCCAAAUAGUGUGGUAGAAAAUGCGGAUCCGCAAUCCGAAAGCCCGAUAGAAUGGAGACCUCCACCUGAGGAGCAAUUCCGUGGGAACUGAGAUCAACGCUCCGUACAUGCCGCCAAUAAAAAUAGAUUUGAGGAUGACCGACCGUAAUCGGCCAAUGCGCUCCUCUGAGUGGUGCGCAAGCUUUCGUUGGGUGGACAUAAUUGAUAAUGGAAAUAAGUAAAAUAAAUCAAAUACCGAGCGAGGGGUGUGGAUCGACGCGUCGGUUUAGUCCAGAGAUUUAAGCACCUGGGCCCGAACAAUCUCAUCGAACUUGUCGCGGUUCUCACGCCAAAGCUUUGCAGCGUCGAUGUUGGCGGGUGAGUUUGGGUUCGGUUCAGCCAGCAUCGAGCACACACUUAACAGGAUCUUCUCCACGCUUUGCAAAGGGCCCCACCUCUCGUCUGCCGACUCAUACUGUAGUGGGUCGUCUCCUGGUGGGUGUAAGAUGCUGAUGCACACGGUGCCGUCUUUAUAGAUGUUUGGGUGAAGGAUCUCGGAUGUGAACUUCAUCUUGGGCGGGGACAGCGGGUAAUCUGCCGGGAAAUCCAUCUCCGCUUCGAACACACCGUUUUCAUAAACUGUACCGGGAGGACCUUCCAAAAUACAGCGCCAUCUGAAAAGGUUGUCUUCCGUAAUGGGACCUGCAACAAUGCCAUCGGUCGGAGACUUUAGAAGUUCUUGGAAUUCCUUCAACAGACGGCGCUGUGCUGUGGAGAUCUU